UGUUGGGAAACUUAAAAAUUACUAACUUGGGUUUGUCUGAGAGGGUGCAGUAAACCAUUAGGCCUCUGAGUGUCGCUGUUGACCAUUCAAGGAGGAAAACGGAGCUUGAGCGCUAGUCCACCAUUUCCUUGUUCCUAAAAAGCAAAGAACCAGUCAGUCGGAUUCCAGAAGAUCCGAGGCUGCUACAAAGCUCAGUUUGUCAGUCAACCAGCUCUGUGACACAUAAAUUAGGACCAAAGAAGCCUUAGUUCCUUGAGAAAAAAUAAGAUUUGAGUCCGUCGUGGGCACUUGGAACCGAAUUCACAGAAAAUAAUUCACCAAAGAGGAAAUGACAAAAUAUCUGAGAUUCAAACACCACAGAGGACUGACCCUGCUGUGCAUGCUUCUGGGGACGCUGUGCAAGACUGGAUCCGGGCAGAUCCACUACUCAGUGCAGGAGGAGCUGGACAAAGGCUCCUUUGUGGGCAACAUCUCCAAGAACCUGGAACUCGAGCCCUGGGAGCUGGCGGAGCAUGGAGUCCGCAUCGUCUCCAGAGGUAGGAUGCAGCUCUUUGCUUUGAACCUGCAAAGCGGCAGCUUGGUCACGGCAGGCAGGAUAGACCGGGAGGAGCUCUGCGCUCAGAGCGCACUGUGUCUGGUAAAAUUUAACAUCCUGGUUGAAGACAAAUUGAAAAUUUUUGAAGUAGAAAUAGAAAUUAAAGACAUUAAUGAUAAUGCUCCUGAUUUUCUAACAGAGGAAUUGUUAAUAAAAAUUGGUGAACUAACGGCUCCUGGAACUCGAUUUCCACUUAAGACUGCAUUUGACCCAGAUGUGGGCAUGAACUCCCUUCAGAACUACCACCUCAGCCCCAAUGACUACUUUUCCCUGGCUGUGAAGCAUGUCUCUGAUGGGGCCAAGUACCCAGAGCUGGUGCUGGAGAGGGCUCUGGACCGUGAGCAAAAGAAAGUUCACCAGCUUGUCCUCAUUGCUUCUGAUGGUGGAAACCCUGUCCUCUCUGGCAACUUAUGCAUCCAAGUGGUAGUUCUGGAUGCAAAUGACAACCCACCAGUAUUUACUCAACCUGAAUAUCAAGUAAGUGUUCCGGAGAACUUGCCAGUGGGUACCACGCUGCUCACAGUGAAUGCCACUGACCCUGAUGAAGGAUUCAAUGCUCAAGUGUCCUAUAUUCUAGAUAAAAUGCCUGGGAACAUCGCUCAGAUGUUUGAUCUCAAUUCAAUGACUGGAGAUAUAUCAAUUUUAAAAAGUCUAGAUUAUGAGGAUGCUACAUUCUAUGAAAUUAAAAUUGAAGCACAAGAUGGACCUGGUCUCCUUUCAAGAGCUAAGAUAUUAGUCACAGUUCUGGAUGUGAAUGACAACGCCCCAGAAAUUAUUAUCACUUCUCUUACUGGAUCAGUCCCAGAAGAGGCUACUGCUGGAAGAGAAAUUGCCCUUAUCAAUGUACACGACCGGGAUUCUGGGCAAAAUGGGCAAGUCACAGUUUUUGUCCUGGGAAAUAUGCCAUUUAAUUUAGAAAAAUCAAUAGACCAAUAUUACCGCUUAGUGACAGCCAGAUCUCUAGACCGUGAACAGGUGUCUGAAUAUAACAUCACUCUCAGAGCCACAGAUGGAGGAAAUCCCCCACUGUCCACGAGUACUCAUAUCACUCUGCGUGUUGCAGACAUCAAUGACAACCCGCCUGCCUUCAGUCAGUCCUCCUACUCUGCCUACAUUCCUGAAAACAACCUCAGGGGAGCUUCCAUCUUCUGUGUGACCGCCCAGGAUCCUGACAGCAUCCACAAUGCCCACAUCACUUAUGCACUGACUGAGGAUACUAUCCAGGGAGCGCCUCUCUCCACCUAUGUCUCCAUCAAUUCUGACACCGGUGUCCUGUAUGCGCUCCGUUCCUUUGAUUAUGAGCAGGUUAGAGACCUACAGCUAUUGGUGACAGCCAGUGACAGUGGGAACCCUCCACUCAGCAGCAACGUGUCACUGAGCUUGUUUGUGCUGGACCAGAAUGACAAUGCGCCUGAAAUCCUGUACCCCACCCUCCCCACCGAUGGUUCCACAGGCGUGGAGCUGGCGCCCCGCUCUGCAGAGCCCGGCUACCUGGUCACCAAGGUGGUGGCGGUGGACAGAGACUCAGGCCAGAACGCCUGGCUGUCCUACCGCCUGCUCAAGGCGAGCGAGCCAGGGCUCUUCGCGGUGGGGCUGCACACGGGCGAGGUGCGCACGGCGCGGGCCCUGCUGGACAGAGACGCGCUCAAGCAGAGCCUGGUGGUGGCGGUGCAGGACCACGGCCAGCCCCCUCUCUCGGCCACCGUCACGCUCACCGUGGCCGUGGCCGACAACAUCCCGGACGUCCUGGCCGACCUGGGCAGCAUCAGGACCCCCGCCGACCCGGACGAUUCGGACCUCACGCUGUAUCUGGUGGUGGCGGUGGCGGCAGUCUCGUGCGUCUUCCUGGCCUUUGUCAUCGUGCUGCUGGCGCUCAGGCUGAGGCGCUGGCACGCGUCGCGUCUGCUCCAGGCUUCCGGAGGCGGGCUGGUGGGCGUGCCGGCCUCGCACUUUGUGGGCGUGGACGGGGUGCGGGCUUUCCUGCAGACCUAUUCCCACGAGGUCUCCCUGACCGCGGACUCGCGGGAGAGUCACGUGAUCUUCCCCCAGCCCAACUACGCGGACACGCUCAUCAGCCAGGAGAGCUGUGAGAAAAGUGAGUCCUUCCUGGUAUCUCAAGAUUUACUGGAAACGAAAGGAGACCCUAGCCUACUUCAGGUAAGUUUAUUUCUUUCUUGGAAUACUAUGAAGAACAAUUAUGCCAGUGUGGCUAAUAUAAAGAUUUAAUGCACAUUUAUUUGAAAAUAAAACAAUGUGGUAGUCCUUAGUUCUGUUGCUUAAGUAUCUGUUUCUUCUUCUGGGCCUAUGGUAGAGCUGAUCUUCCUGACCUGGUUAUGACUGAAUGGGCCUAAGUAACCAGUUCUGGCCAAUAUAUUGUAAAUGCAAGUAAUAUGUGCCUCUCUCUGGAGGAAGCUCCUGUUGGCAUUGUAAGAAUUUCCAGAUCUCUAAGUUAUUUUUUGAAAUUGUGACUGUUGCUUCUACCUGAGUGCUUGAACAACUAUAUCAAGAGAAGAUCUCUGUGGUUGUCAUACAUUGGUGUGUAUACCUGUGAUAAAUAGACUUUUUUUCAUUUUAACUUCUUGUGAUUUGAAAUUUGUCACUCCAACCUACUUAGCUUAUCCUGACUGAUAUAAAUAAAAAUAUAAAUAUUAGGUAUUUUAGGCUCCUAUAAAAUGAUGCUUGCUCUUUCCAAGCCAGGCCACACUCUUUUCAUCUCAAUGACAUAAAAACUGUUGAGUAAAAAUAUAUACAGCUUGGUCAAGUGGUUUUACCUGGCCUGUAUUCCCUACUGUGUAUACCUAAAGUAUGUGUGGGUGUAUGUGUGCAUUCAUAUUGAUUUCAGCCUUUUGUCUGAAGGUGGGGAGGUCAAUUGCCUAAACUGAUAUGAGUCUUGGAGGGACAUUUCUCGUCCUUUGAGAAGGAUUUUAAAAAAUGCAAGGAGAUAUGUCUCAGCCUCAGCAGGACAUUUCCAGAUCAGCUACUCCAACAAUAAAAUAGAGUCCUACAACUUUCUUGAGCCAGAAAUUGUUGGCCCAUUUUGAAAUUUAUGAAAUUAUUUUCACCUAUGAAAUCACCUCAGAGUCUCAUCCAAAAUGAGACCAAAAUAUAUUUCAUUAGAUUUCAAAUAAAGGAACAUCUCUCUCCCUCAAUAUAUUAGAAAGAGAUAUAUUCAAGAGUGUGAGAUGCAGGGCUUGAGCAAAAUAACUGAGAUCAGGGAAAGGUGUAUUUUCACUCAAACAUGCAAAUACAUCACAGAAAAAAGGCACAUGAUCUUCAAAAUGUCUUCUUUAAGGAAAAAUCUUUAUGAUGUGAUAAAGUGAUAUUAUUAUCACUUUCCCCAUAAUGAGAAAAAUUACUAAAUGGGUAGUGCCGGGGAAUUUUAGAUGCUCAAAGCGAAUUUUCUAAGAAUCUUGAUAAAACAAAGCCUAAAUGUUGUCAAAGUGUACAGAGAGUACAAAGGCAGUACAAUUUCCAUCUACUUGUAUAGAUAAUGAAAGGUCUCAGACAUUCCAUUUCACUAAAAAGGAUUUUCUUAAGGAUGGGCAAGAAUUCAUUACAAUAGAAAGGGGAACAGCAAAAGGAACAGAAAAUAUAAAUUCAUGACGUAGAGAAAACAAUGAAAAUAAUGUCUUAGGAAAACAGAUAAUAGUCUGUUCUGACUGGAGUGUAAAUGUGAGUAUGUAUUAUUCUACUGCAAAACAGUAGAAUAAAUCAUUACAUUGGUAUCUAAUUUGGUAGUGCAUUUGAAAUAAAGGUAUUUGUUUUAGUUACCCAAGAUGAGUUCAAAAUUACAGGUUAAGUUCCAAAAUUGAGUAUCUAAGAACUCUCAACACCUCUCCAAGAUUUACCAGUGAUCAAGUCAAAUUCAUUAUACUUAUUAAUGGUAUAAAUCAGCUGGAGCUGAGUAUUGGCAUUAUGGAGUAUUGCAUAUACAUUCAUAUAGUAAAAAGCACUGAUUUCAUAAAAAUAAAUAUAGCAUUCACAAGAUUGAGCUGUAUAAAAGCAUGUGUACUAAAUUGGUCACUUUUUAAAAAGAUUUUAUUUAUUUAUUUGACAGAGAGAGACACAGCGAGAGAGGGAACACAAGCAGGGGGAGUGGGAGAGGGAGAAG
This is a messenger RNA of Mirounga angustirostris (Northern elephant seal), 4706 nucleotides long. Its product is annotated as protocadherin gamma-A3-like. Lineage: Eukaryota; Metazoa; Chordata; Mammalia; Carnivora; Phocidae. The record is from RefSeq and is a predicted model, not a curated record. Gene Ontology annotation, molecular function: calcium ion binding. Gene Ontology annotation, biological process: homophilic cell-cell adhesion. The transcript has a single exon. The coding region runs from base 329 to 2821 and encodes 830 amino acids. Gene Ontology annotation, cellular component: plasma membrane.